UCUCCCGCCUCAUGUGAGCCAGGGUCGCUGCAGCUCAUUCGUCCCCGGCUGCACGCCUCGUUCCUCGGCUAAGAAGAAGCGGUAGCCAAACUGGACACCGAGGAGACGCAGCAGCAGCAGCCGAGGAAAAGACGUAUUUGUGCGGAAAAUGUUUGCAGACUUGGCAGUGUCCCUGGCGGUCCUGGUGGGCGUAGUUGCCCUGAGUGACGGCACUCGAAGGGCCUUGUGGCGGAUCUUCGCGGGAACGAGUGUGCGCGCGUACGCGGGGGAGCUCGUGUCUACCUUCCAGCUGUGCUGCUGCACGCACGAGCUCAGGCUGCUGUCCGAGAUGGGCGUGGUCCCUGCAGGUGUGUCUCUGACGCUGACAUACCUGGCGGCGGUGACCCACGGUCUCACCUUUAGGGGGGCCACAGGCAACCCCAUUGGCACGGUCGAGCACGCGUACCGCGCCAGGAUCUCGGGCAAGGACGCGAUGCUGAAGAUCUCGUGCCAGUUUGUCGCUGCCGAAGGGGCGCGCGCCGCCGUGCAGGUGAUCUGGGGGCGGGGCUUGUCCGUCCUGCACACGCGCCACACUUUGAGCGGCUUCUGGUGCGCCAGCGCCAUACGCGCGCCUCUGCACAUGGCCGCGUGCGUGGAGUUCGCGUGCGCGUUCGCCGUUCAAACGGCUGUCACGCACACACGCGCUCUGGAGGAGAAGUACCGCGUGCACGCUAUCGCUGCAGUCAUCACGUCGGUGGUGUAUGCAGGUGGCAGUACGACAGGGGCAGUGUUCAAUCCAGCCUUGGCCUUCUCCACACUCUUUGGCUGUACUGGAAGCUCAUUGCUGGAGUACUGUGUGGUCUACUGGAUGGGACCCCUACUGGGAAUGACAUUCUCUGUGCUGCUCUUUGACAAACUGUCAAGCCAAGUGUCUUCUCAGUCGCCUCUGGACACCAUGAAGAGGAAGUGAGCAGCUUCUGUCCACGUCCGAAGUUGGACAAGACUAGUGAGCACCAUCUAGAGCACAAACUACAAGAAUGUGUGACUUUUUAGAUUGUAAUGAGCCUCACAUUAGUAGCCACUUCACUAGGUAUGCUAAGUCAAAAUACCAAUACACAAUACAAAUACUAAUGUACUCACGGUGAGAUAAAAGCUCAUAGUAGCUGUGUACCUAAUGAAGUGGCCAGUGUGUGUAUAAACAAUAGCAUGUUUGACAUUCCAGCACAGCUAGCAUGAUCUUUGAACUCAUCUACCUCAGUCACAUCAAUAUUAAAAAAAGUUCUGAUAGGUUGGCCAAGUUAGAAUAAUAUAAUAAAGCAGACGAGCAAACAAAUCUACAAAAACUAAUCUUUUAUUGACAAUUACAAGGAAGGAUAUGACAUGUUAGGUUGGUGUUUAGAUACAAAAACAACUUGUUUGACAGGAAUGGACAAUUCAAGUGACUACUAGCACACAUGCAAGACUACUGGGAUGAUUGACAGUGUCAGCAGGAAGUGCUGAUGGCCUUGUAGAAGUGCAGCUCCCAUGACGACGUUCAUCUACAGACACGGGAGUGGUCUGUUAAAGCCAUCUUAUGUGAGACAUGAGACAUGUGACUCACCAGUGGUCCACAUCUGCAUCCUCAAACUGACCCGCUUCCGCGGCAUCAGCAUCCACCUCCAUCCCAUCUGCACACAACAUGCACUCCAAGUCAAGGCCGCUGUGACACGAUAUAGGAUAUGAACGGAUCACGGCGGCGUCCAACCUUCAAACUCUGCGUUGCUUUGCUCCGUCCGCACGCCAGCCAUGUGAUAUUGCUGCGCCACGCUGUGGGCCAACAUGCCCUCCAGUCUCUCCAGCGUGGCCUGGCCCUCCUGCGUCAGUGCCGACAGACCCUCGUCGCACGUGUAGAAGGUGGGGAUGUCGGCGUGGCCAUGCUCUGCCGGGACGUAGAGAAGACGAAUGCUUAAAAUGACGUGUUUAAAUGUUGGAUGACGCGUGACUUACCAGCCUCUGUGGCGAGUACACGGCAGCAACCAGAGAUGCACAAGGAAAGAAACGCAUUUCAACUGUUAGACCCACUCCAUCGCAUUUUAGUGUGUGUGUGUGUGUGUGUGUGUCUGACCGGCCUCCUCCACAUCGUACUCUUCUCCUUCAAAGUCGUUGUCAGAGUCGUCGUCCUCUGGGUCAGGAUGCAGCGCCUGGCACUCGCACAUCGCCGUGAACAUGGAGUCCACUGCUCACACACAGAGACAUAGAGUAUGUUACCUAAGCAGCAUCAGAAACAUACAGUAUUUAUGCAACAUUUCAGAAAACUGGAGAGUUUUGUAGGAAAUAUCCCACUUGGUUCUACCUCCAAGUGUUGGAGUGCUGCGGUCAAACAAGUACGCCUUAGCCUGGCCACAAUAAAAGGCCACUAGAAAAUGUGCACUUUUAUCACACAGUACAAUGUGACAGAUGUCCCAAGUGUUGAGGGAGCGUGUGACAGUCAUGCAGCCUGCACUAAUGUACAUCUACCACAGCUGUUGCCUGUGAAGUCAACGUUCAUUUCUCCAAAUGCUCUUCAGAUAAUUCGCCAGCACAUCCAACCGGUCUCGCAACUUCAGACCACAUAUAACCAGACCAGCACAGGACAGGGAUGACUGAACAUGUACUGUAUAUUCAUUAAAGUUCAAAUAUCCAAUAUAAUUCCUAAUGAGUUCUCACAUGCAGUUUUGUCACCGGGCACAAAUCGGAUCUCUGUGAUGGGUCCUUCAUCAUCAUCAUCAUCACCACCGUCACUGCUGGCGUCAUCACCUUCCUCAUCAGGCGCCUUGUCUGCCAUUUCUGCCUCGUUCUCCUUCUCUGGGAGGGAAAGAGGGAAAAAAAACACCAGUGACAACGACGACUCCCAUGUCUGUAUGUGAAGGCUGCGGGUCUCACCACUAAGUUUUCCGUUGACCAUGACGUAGAGAUGCUCCUGAGGGUAUGCGCUAACGUCUCUGGAGAUGGCGUGCAGGCCAAUGGUGGGGUACUCCAGACAGAAACCCAGUCCGGCACCGUCGAACCAUGACAGACGCCUGCAGAGUGAAAGAGACACCAUUUGUUUUUAGCAGUGAAGCUGAAACUUGCACUGAAGUUGAGAAUCAUGUUCAUACAUGCAUUUUUGUAUUUUACUUUGAAAGACACCAGUUAAGGACGAGCUAUGAUGCAAAUUCUGGUAUCAAUCCGAUACCAAGUAAACACAAUGUGAGCAUAACUGAUCAGGAUACUUUUUACUUGACAGUUUUUCAGAUUUUUUCCUUUAAUUUGUUCAUAAUCACAAUAAAACACAAGACAAUUCCAGGCAAACAUUAAAAAUAUACUUAAUAAAUAUAUAUAAACAGUAUAUAAUGUAAAAACAUGUAAU
Messenger RNA from Doryrhamphus excisus (bluestripe pipefish), 3346 nucleotides. It is a transcript of the gene aqp11, whose product is annotated as aquaporin 11. Gene Ontology annotation, cellular component: cytoplasm. NCBI's taxonomy places the organism in Eukaryota, Metazoa, Chordata, Actinopteri, Syngnathiformes, Syngnathidae. The record is from RefSeq and is a predicted model, not a curated record. Gene Ontology annotation, molecular function: channel activity.